This is a messenger RNA of Racocetra fulgida, 234 nucleotides long. Lineage: Eukaryota; Fungi; Glomeromycota; Glomeromycetes; Diversisporales; Gigasporaceae. The record is from the annotation of a GenBank genome assembly.
AAUGAUUGCGGUUUUCAUGAAGUUAAAGAUGAAAAAGAUGAAGGUCUUUUACAUCCUGAUGAUUUGGAAUACUUCCACCAAACGUAUAAUGUUACUGGGCUUCGCCCAGUGUUUGUGGACCAUUCCGGAUAUGCGAUGUUGAUUUUAGAUAAUCGUGGCUCUAUGUUUAUAUGGGACGAGAUGGCACGUAACUUUGAUUAUUUGGGAAACAGUUUGAGAGAAGUUCACCGGUGA